GUUUUGUUGUUUAUUGAUUAUCGCUGGCUAUGGAAUGGGAUGGGAUCCGAUGGAGACUGCAGAACACAUCACCUCCAGCCCCAGACUGCAGUGUUUUUAAUUAUUACCCUCAAGUUGGGCAGUAUUGCCCAUGUGACCUGUAAGGCCUUCUGGGAAGUCUGGGUGACAAAGUGAGGAAUACUGCUGUGCAGAGGAGCAUCUUUGGAAACUGCAUGGUGGCACUGGGACAACUAGGUGCUGCUGGGUCAAGGUGGUAUAUGUCUGAUCAGAACUGCAGCACAACACACCUGCUAUGUGGGUGGCUUAUCCCCACCCACUGUGAAGCACUGACCAUUGAAGAGUAACUGGAGUGCUACAUUGAAGUGGAUAUACUCUACUCGGCACCACAAAGCCUUCCUCAAAAUCGCCGUAGCGGUGCCCUCGAGGGAGUCAGCAUCGACCGUUUCGAACCUCUGAGUGCCACCGUGCUGCAAGGGCCCGCAGCCCUCCCAGCAGUGUUGGAGCGCAGCGCGCGCGCCCACCGCCAUGACCUCCCACUGGAGCGACCCGUCGCUGGCCACGGACGGCGGCGGCGUGGCGCCGGCCGCCGCUCGCCGCCACUCGCUCCUCACGCCGGCCGACCUGGAGUCGGAGGCGCCGCCGCCGGCGCCGUCCGCGCCGCUCCCCACCGUCGAGUGGGUGGAAGCCUGGCUGAGCGGCUGCCUGCCGGGCCGCGACGGCGCCGAGACGGCGUCGACGCGGCGCGCCUCGGCCGCCGCCGACCCCGACGCCGACGCCACCGACGCCGACGAGGUGCGCUCAGCCAAGAGCGACAGCGUCUGCUACCAGCUGCAGCCCAUCGGCGUCUUCUGGGACAUCGAGAACUGCCAGGUGCCCCGCCGCUGCUCGGCCGCCGACUUCGUCUCGCUCAUCCGGGAGCAGUUCUACACCAACUGCUGGGAGGCCGAGUUCAUGUGCGCGUGCGACGUCAGCAAGGUGUUCCCGCCGUCACUGCAGCAGCUCAACGACGCUCAGGUGAACGUGAUGCACGUGCCGGCCACGAGUAAGAACGCCGCCGACGAGAAGGUGAAACAGAGCCUGCGCCGCUUCUCUGACCAGUACCCAGCGCCGGCUACGGUGCUGCUCAUCACAGGCGACAUGAACUUCGCUCCCGAUCUCACGUUCCUGAAGCACAGGAAGAAGCACAGGGUCAUUCUGAUACACAACCGGCAGGCGCGGCCGGCUCUGCUCAACUGCGCCGACGAGCGGCAUCAGUUCGACGACCUGCUGGCGCGCCUGCCCGACGUCCGACAGCAGGAGAGCCGCGGCGGGGACCGACUGUGCUGCCACCUGCGGCUGACCGGCCUGCCGUCUGGCGGCGCCGGCCGCAAGUCCAAGGUGGUCAACGAGAUCCAGAAGCUCGUGUACAACUGCGGCGGCCGCGUGGAGCGCGUCAACCUGACGGCCGGCGACGCCAUCAUUGUUUUUCCGUCGCCUGGCAACGCCGCCAGGGCCAAGCACCGGCUACACCACGUGGUCAUCUGCGGGUCUCAGACGUUCGUGCAGUUCCACUACAAGACCGGCCAACGUUCCCGGCCCAGCCGGCUCUCCUCCAGCGGCGAGGUCGCCAUGGUGCAGGAGAGCGGGCCGCUCUCGGCCGAGGGGCGCGGCUCGCCUGCCGUGGGCGGGCCGGGCGGCCUGGACGGGCCCGUCGAGCUGACCGUGACCAACCUGGACGCCAGUCGCCACCCGCGCGACGCCGAGAAGGUCCUCUACGACCUGGCCAUCCGUCACGCCAAGGUGGAGAGCGUGUCGGUGUACUGCCAGUCGGACGGCUCGCUGGUGGGCACCAUCUCGGUACCGACGCUGUACGACUCGCAGGCGUUGAUCGCCGAGAUGCACCGCGCCGUGGUGGGCACCAAGCGCAUCAUGCUGGCGUACGCCCGCACCGACCGUCCCGACCCGUACAAGAUACGGACGCAGGUGAUUCGGCUGCUGAACGACGUGCCAUCGGGCCAGCUGCCGCUGGUGAAGUUCAUGGAGCUGUACGAGCAGCGCUUCCACAACACCGUCUCCAUCGCCGACCUGUUCAGGAUGCGCGAGACUGUGACGGUGGUGGACAGCAGCAGCGGACGCGUUAUCCAGCUGAAUCCGAUGCUGAAGACCCAGGACCAUGGCUGCGGCGUCCGACCGCCGGCCGCCUCGGCGUGCGCGCGCGACGACCCCAGCGUGCUGCCCAACAGCGACGUGGCACUGGAGGAGCUGGAGCGCGUGGUGCGCCACCUUCUGGAGACGCACGACGGCCUGCUGCAUCUCUCCAGCCUGCUGGACUGUUACGCGGCCGAGUUCCACGACCCGGCGCUGGCGCGGCUGCGGCUGGACCCGGCCGCCGUCUGCCUGGAGCACCUCAUCACCUGCCUGGCCGACGUGCGCGUGGUGACGCGCGGCCAGGACAAGCUGGUGGUCUGGGCACGUGACUCGCCCGAGGACGAGCCGGCCCCGGUGAACCCCAGCCUGCAGCAGAAGGUGGUGCUGUUCUCGCGCGAGGUGGUGGACCUCCUGCGGGCGGCGCCGCGAGCCCGCAUGCCCUUCAACAGGUUCAUCCCAGCGUACCACCAUCACUUCGGUCGGCAGUGCCGCGUCUCCGACUACGGGUUCACCAGGCUGGCCGACCUGUUCGACGUGUUGCCGCAGAUCGUGCAGGUGCUGGGCUGCGGUCACCGUCGCGUCAUCACGCUGACGCCGCGCGCCCAGGAGCGCCGCUUCCUCUCGGACCUGCUGCGCGUGCUGAAGGCGCAGCACUCGAAGCAGCUGGCCGUGACGGCCCUGCCGCAGGCCUUCUCCGAGGUCACCGGCCGCGAGUUCACCGUCUGGGACUACGGCGCCACGCGGCUGCACACGCUCCUCUCGACCGUCAACGGCGACAGCGUGGUGGUGUACAAACAGGACGGUGAUCUGCGCGUGGCCAUACCGCGUCGCGAGCAGACGCCCGAGGAGAUGCAGAAGACCAAGCACUUCGCCACGGAGGUGAAAGAGCUGCUGCGACACGUGCCGUUCUGCCAAAUGCAGUUCAACAAGUUCAUCCCGGCGUACCACCACCACUUCGGCCGACAGUGCCGCGUCUCCGACUACGGCUUCGGCAAGCUGGCCGAGCUGUUCGAGGCCGUGCCAGACACCGUACAGGUGACCUCUGACGAGGACGGCGAGAAGCUGAUCCAGCUGACGCGGACCGCUCUGCGCUCAGUGCUCUCGGACCAGCUGGUGACGCUGCUCCAGAACGCGGGGGUGGAGUCGGUGGGCCUGGAGGAGCUGUGCGCCCUCUUCCUGCGCGAGUUCGGCUACCGGCUCAACCCGACGCUGUACGGCGGCGCCACCAUGGCGCAGCUGCGCUCGGUGGUGCGGCUGGGCGGCGCUCCUGAUGCGCCCCGGGUGUUCCUGGUCAACCGCCAGCACCUGCGGCAGGCCGCCGUCAACGUGCGGACCCUGCUCAUGGAACAGGUGGAGCAGCACGGCCGCCGGUUCCAGCGGGCGCUCAGCCUGGACGCGCUCACCGGCGACCUGCAGCACGUGGUCAAGGUGGAGGCCGCGUCGCCGGGCGGCGGCCGCGUCGUCUCGCUCCUGCCGAUCCAGCUGCUGGCGCGUGACGUCAUCCGGCUGCUGCGUCGCCACGGCAACCGUCUGCUGGUGUCUGCGUUCCACUCGGCGUACCUGGCCGAGUUUGGCGUGGCGGCGCGGCCGGCCCAGUUCGGCUUCCAUAGUGCGCUGGCGCUGCUGGAGGCCAUCGAUGACACGGUCUUCCUGCGCGGCAGGGGUGCCCAGCGCUACGUGCACCUGCUGCGGGAGUUCAGCGGCGAGGGGGGCUCGGGAGACGGCCGACCGCCGGCGAAGCAGGAGGCUCGGGCGGCCGGCCUUCAAUGA
Molecule: messenger RNA, 3897 nt
Organism: Pollicipes pollicipes
Lineage: Eukaryota; Metazoa; Arthropoda; Thecostraca; Pollicipedomorpha; Pollicipedidae
Product: meiosis regulator and mRNA stability factor 1
Exons: 27
Coding region: 526-3897 (1123 amino acids)
Biological process (GO): regulation of gene expression
Cellular component (GO): peroxisome; cytoplasm
Molecular function (GO): CCR4-NOT complex binding; nucleic acid binding; RNA nuclease activity
Source: RefSeq, a predicted model, not a curated record